Messenger RNA from Umbelopsis ramanniana AG, 1794 nucleotides. RefSeq lists its product as uncharacterized. Bases 152 to 1753 code for a protein of 533 amino acids. Lineage: Eukaryota; Fungi; Mucoromycota; Umbelopsidomycetes; Umbelopsidales; Umbelopsidaceae. Gene Ontology annotation, molecular function: protein binding. The transcript has a single exon. The record is from RefSeq and is a predicted model, not a curated record.
CGUGGAGAGGACGGUGGCUUAGCUGAUUUGACCUGUAACUUUCUUGCCUCAGCACAACACUGCUGCCAAAAAUUUGCGUGACUGUCGCCCAUCUGCUUUUUCACUCUUCUCAUAUCCCCCCACUCUAAAACCCUUAGUCGUAGCCAAGCACAUGCGGCGAGCUUUGCGUAUAGCCACCUCGCCAAUAGCCUGGCACGAACGGAAUAUCUUCUUGGAUGCCGGGCUACGCUGCAAUAUGACUUCAUUACCAAUACCCUCACGAACGACACCGAGUUCAUUAUCAUGUCAAGCAGUACGACGAAUUACAUCUUGUGGCCAUCCAUCACACUUAGUUCAUACCCGAUCCCUACACAAUUCUAACCAAGAAACCACAGAGCUUCUUCAAGAUAACGGCUCUACUUCACGACCUAUGAAUGCAACUCGAAGCAAGGCACUUCUAUUGUCCUCAUUUCACAAAUCGCUAGGUACCCAAGAUAUCGAUACAAUAUGGCCAGUGUAUCGUGCCAUGCAUCGUAACAAUCUUGCCCACCACUUGUCAAGGAGGGUUUAUCGCAAUAUAUUCCUGUAUACCAUUCAUGCAAAGGCAACCAACCAAAACCUUCAACGACUCUUGUACAUUAUUGGGGACAUGAAAGCACACGGAAUGAAACUUCGAUUAACAGAGUACAAUGCGCUCAUACGAUGGACGGGUGGCAAAACUGUUCCACGACCAAGGGAACAACAUUUAUCAGAAGCGCUGGCGCUUUUAGAUGAGUUGCAGCAACAGGGUUCAACAACCACGAGCUCUACGAUGAUUCUACCUUCUGGUAUCCAGCCCGAUGUGGUUACCUACAACACCUUGAUCAGCAUAGCAUGUAGUGUCUCGGACCUGAGGACAGCACAAAAGUUAUACCACGAGAUGAAGGCCAAAAACUUGCAGCCUAACAUUCGCACCUACACAUCCCUGCUGUCUGCUUUAGCACGAGUCCACGAUGUCAGCGCCAUGGAGACCAUGGUCGAACAGAUAAGGAAAAAGGGUAUUCCAAAUAUUGACAAUACAGUGACAUGGAACGCUCUUAUGGCAGGGUACGCCAUUAAUGGUAUGGCGGAUAAUGUUCACGAUAUGUUUCGACAAAUGGUUGAUCGAGUAGAAGAGGCACCCACACCAGAUGCUGAAACCUUUCGUGUCUACAUUGAAUCCUUACUCUAUUCUCACCGUCUUGCUGAGGCCUUAGGUUGCUUGCGGUCCAUGGACUCACACGGCAUCAAACCCAUUGCUGCUAUCUAUAAUGCCUUUUUCUUAUCACUGACACGAAAAGGAAAAGCCCGAGUCAUCAAGGAAGACCACGCAACCUCAGCUGAAAAGACUGCACAAAUCUUGGUCGAUCUCUACGACAGUAUGAAAAAAUACCAAGUUCAGCCCAACUCGAGAACCAUGCAGGGACUGAUCACUGCUUUACUUGACAAUGGAGCAACCGAUAAAGCUCUGAACAUAUUUGUUGAACUUAGUCAACAGGGAAAUCAACCAGAUGUGCCGUUCGACCUAAGCCUUCCUGUUAAGCAGUUAACGCAACUCAAAAUUUCCAAAAAGCCCACGGUAUCCAUUGUUCCAGAAACACAAUUGGUUGAGCGCCUUCAUUUACUUCUCUCGGAGCAAGAGCAGUCCCUAGAUCAAGAACAGCCGCUCCAAGAGUGGGAUAGUCGAUACGAAGAUUUCGAGCCAUCUGGCGACACUGCUGUAGACUGUGAGCAAACGCAUGUAUAUUGCCAAUGAAAUCUUUUUUUAAUAAUAAACUGUACAUAUUACAACUGCAC